Molecule: messenger RNA, 981 nt
Organism: Aureobasidium pullulans EXF-150
Lineage: Eukaryota; Fungi; Ascomycota; Dothideomycetes; Dothideales; Saccotheciaceae
Exons: 2
Coding region: 1-981 (326 amino acids)
Biological process (GO): positive regulation of proteasomal ubiquitin-dependent protein catabolic process; protein polyubiquitination; ubiquitin-dependent protein catabolic process
Cellular component (GO): ubiquitin ligase complex; cytoplasm
Molecular function (GO): ubiquitin protein ligase activity; ubiquitin conjugating enzyme binding; zinc ion binding
Source: RefSeq, a predicted model, not a curated record
AUGUCUACCCGUGCCCUGGUCGAUGAGCGUAUUCUUUCUUCUCCAUACCAUUCUCUCAUCCCACGCACCAAUAUGAACUCUUUCUACAAGUCAGAAAACGUGGGUCUAACCGGCCUCAUCAUUCGCUUGCAACGCGAGGAUAUCGGGGAGGUUGCAAGGGACGAUGAGGCACUUAGCUUCGCGCUUGAGCUCCAACUCCAAGAGCUGAGUAUCGUUGAAACCGACAUCGCUGACCACCAAUUUGCGAUCAAGUGGCUGUGGCAACUCGACUGUGACUACAAACUCGCCCUGGCUCUCUCUAACCUCCAUCACGAAGCCGACGCAGCACUUCUGACCUGUACGGGUUGCGACUCCAGGUUCACCAGACACCAAAGCUUCAAAGCACCUUGCGACCGCCACUUCUUCUGUUUCGAAUGCUUGGCAAACUUCUUCGAGUACACGAUCGGAGACGAAUCGCUCUAUCCACCCAAAUGCUGCGAUAUAGAGAUCUCGCUGGACAACGUGAGGAAACUGCUCGACGACAAGCUCGUUGCUAGAUACGAAAAGAAGAAGAUCGAGUACGACACUGAGCCCACGAAGAGAACGUAUUGCCAUGGCUUGAAGUGCAACACGUUCAUACCCGAAAGCAGCAUCGAGAACGACGUUGCAACAUGCUCUGACUGCGGCAAGCGUACAUGCACAAUCUGCAAAGAAAAAGCUCACCGUGGUGAUUGUCCCAAAGACGAAGACACGCAGAGUUUACUCGAUAUGGCCGAGAAGGAGGGCUGGCAGCGCUGCUACAACACGAAGUGCCACCGUGUGGUCGCCCUCACGAUUGGAUGUAAUCAUAUCACGUGUCGAUGUGGCGCACAAUUCUGCUAUAUCUGUGGUGCUCGAUGGAAGACUUGUCUCUGUCCUCACAUGAAUGAGGCAUACCUUUUGGCAGGCAAUGAUCGCCCGCGCCAUGCUGAACAUAGGCUUUUCCAGCCGCCUCAAGACUAG